AUGAAGAUCAUAGAACUUGUCAUUGACGGCUUCAAAUCCUACAGCCAGAGAACUGUCAUCUCUGGAUGGGAUCAAAGCUUCAACGCGGUGACAGGACUCAAUGGAUCUGGGAAGUCCAAUAUCCUUGACUCAAUAUGUUUUGUACUGGGCAUCACCAACAUGUCCACCGUACGAGCGCAAAACCUCCAAGACCUCAUCUACAAGCGCGGCCAAGCGGGAGUGACCAAGGCGAGCGUCACAAUCGUGUUUGAUAACAGCGACAAGAGCACUAGUCCGAUCGGGUUCGAAGAGUAUGCGCAGAUCAGCGUAACGCGACAGAUUGUUAUGGGUGGGACAAGCAAAUAUCUGAUCAACGGUCACCGAGCGCAACAAACCACGGUCCAGAAUCUAUUCCAGAGCGUUGGAUUGAAUAUCAAUAACCCAAAUUUCAUCAUCAUGCAGGGACGGAUCACAAAAGUCCUCAAUAUGAAAGCUGCCGAAAUUCUGGCCAUGAUCGAAGAAGCUGCAGGAACCCGCAUGUUUGAGGAUCGGAAGGAAAAAGCCGUCAAGACCAUGGCAAAGAAGGAGAUGAAGGUUGUCGAAAUAGAAGGAUUGUUGCGCGAAGAGAUAGAGCCCAAACUCGACAAACUACGUGGCGAAAAACGGGCGUGGCUAGACUACCAAAAGACACAAAGCGAGCUCGAGAGGCUGACACGAGUGGUUGUUGCAGCGGACUACGUUCGAUCUGGUGAAAGGAUGAAGAGUGCAACUCAAGAACAUGAGGUCAAGAGAGCGAAGGUGCAACACUUGGAGGAGAACGCCCUGAAACUCAAACGCGAGAUUGAGAACUUGGACGAAGACGCUCAACGCGUUCGUGCUGUUCGAGAAAAGGAGAUGCGCAAAGGCGGGCGAUUUCAAGCAGUCGAAGCUCAGGUAAAGGAGCUGAGCCAUGAGCUUGUCCGCCUAGCAACUGUGCUUGAUCUGAAGCAGUCUAGUCUGUCUGAAGAAGAGCAGAAAAAGAAAGACAUCGCAAAAUCUGUCAAGAGUUUGGAAAAGCAAGUGAGUGACAAAAAGUCAGGACUCGCGAAACUGCAGUCGCAGUGGGACAGCGCAAAAGCAGAGCAUGAUUCUCAAGUCUCUGAAGUCGAGAGGAAAGAGGAGCUUCUGUCAACGCUGCAGACCGGAGUGGCUUCGCGCGAAGGCCAGGAAAGUGGAUAUCAAGGCCAGCUGCAGGAAGCUAGAAAUCGAUUGACCGCCGCAACCACCGAACAAGAACAGGCCAAGAUGAAGAUCUCGCACCUGGAGAAACGGAUAAAGGAAGACGAACCACGGGCCAAAAAAGCUCGUGAACAGAAUGCUGAUCUCCUCAAGGGUCUGGAAGUACUUCGCAAAGAAGCACAGAAGCUGGAGAGAGACCUCCAGAACCUGGGAUUCGAGCCAGGCCGCGAAGAGAGCAUGCGGGAGCAGGAAGUUGCACUUCAAAAGAGCAUCCGCUCUCUUACCCAACAAGCCGACGAGCUAAAGCGAAAGGUCGCAAACGUCGACUUUCAUUUUAGCGACCCUUCUCCAAACUUUGACCGCUCGAGGGUGAAGGGCCUGGUUGCACAACUCUUUACCUUGGACAAAGACAAAGCUGUCGCCGGCACCGCGCUUGAGAUUUGUGCCGGUGGUAGACUGUACAAUGUCGUUGUGGACACAGCAGAGACUGGAACACAGUUGCUCCAGCACGGAAAGCUCAAAAAGCGAGUGACCAUCAUUCCUCUCAACAAGAUUUCGGCUUUCAGAGCAUCAGCAGAGAAGGUUGGAGCAGCACAGCGAAUAGCGCCGGGCAAGGUUGAUCUUGCUCUGUCCCUGAUCGGGUACGACCACGAAGUAUCCGCAGCUAUGGAUUACGUUUUUGGAACUACUUUGAUCUGUCAGGAUGCGGAAACGGCAAAACGAGUGACAUUUGAUCCUGCAGUCCGGCUGAAGAGCGUGACGCUUGAAGGAGACGUCUAUGAUCCCUCGGGUACGCUUUCUGGAGGAAGUGCUCCUAAUUCCAGCGGUGUUCUUGUGAUUCUCCAAAAACUAAAUGAGGUCACGAAGGAACUACAGAAGCAUCAAUCAGAACUUCAACAGCUCCAACAGACCAUGAGAAAUGAGCAAACAAAGCUUGCCAACAUCAAGUCGGUCAAGCAAGUUCUGGAUCUCAAAAGUCAUGAAAUCAAGCUUGCAGAGGAGCAGAUAUCGGGCAAUUCUUCCUCAUCAAUCAUCCAAGCAGUCGAAGAGAUGAGAGCGUCAAUCGUGCAACUGAAGCAAGAUAUGGCAGGUGCCAAAGCCAAGGAAAGCGAGGCGGCACGGGAUGUGAAGCGGAUUGAAAAGGACAUGGAAGAUUUCAGUAAGAACAAGGAUAGCAAACUCAAAGAACUGGAGAAGUCGUUGGUGGACCUGAAAAAGUCGCUGUGCAAGACAUCGGCAGCGAUCAAAGCGCUUCAGAAGGAGUUGCAAGACGCAAAGAUCGACUGUGAACAAGCCGAAAGCGAUUUGAACGCGGCUCUGGAGCAACUUUCCGAGGCUGAUACCACGAUUGAGAACCAGAAAGAAGAACUCCAAAAUCUCCGGCAAGAAGAAGCGACUGUGAAAAGCAACCAUGACAUUGCACAGGCCGAAUUGGACGACGAACGAGCAAAACUGACGGGAUUCGACGACGAGCUGCGCGAACUGGAACAAGCUAAAUCGAAGAAAUCCAAACAAAUCGCAGAAGAAACACUCGAGGCGCAAAAGCUGGGCCACGCGGUGGAGAAGGCUCAGAAGGACGCCCAAGCAGCCGCGCAACUGGUGGCCGCACUUGAAAAGGAGCAUGACUGGAUUGAAGACAACAAAGAUCAAUUCGGACGUGCUGGCACGCCAUACGACUUCCACGGCAAGAAUUUGGCGGAAAGUCGAGCAACUCUGAAAAACGUCACCGAGAGAUUCCAAGGGAUGAAGAAAAAGAUCAACCCCAAGGUGAUGCCCAUGAUCGAUAGUGUCGAGAAGAAAGAGGCAUCACUCAAAACAAUGCUCCGGACGGUGAUCCGAGACAAGAAGAAGAUUGAGGAGACUAUCAGCACGCUGGACGAAUACAAGAAAGAGGCGCUGGUCAAGACAUGGCGCAAGGUCACCGAGGACUUUGGGAACAUCUUCUCGGACCUAUUGCCAGGAAACAAUACGGCGAAAUUGGUGCCAUUAGAUGACAACAUUGAUCGAAUUCAGGAAGGGUUGGAGGUGAAGGUGUGUUUGGGAAAAGUCUGGAAGCAGAGUCUCACAGAGCUUUCUGGUGGUCAAAGGUCACUCAUUGCCCUAUCACUCAUCCUUGCGCUGUUACAGUUCAAGCCCGCUCCCAUGUAUAUCCUGGACGAGGUGGACGCGGCACUGGAUCUUUCACACACUCAAAAUAUUGGUCGGAUCAUCAAGACAAGGUUCCAAGGAUCGCAAUUUAUCGUCGUCAGUUUGAAAGACGGCAUGUUUCAGAACGCCAAUCGUGUGUUCCGGACGAGGUUCAGCGAGGGGACAAGUGUAGUGUCUGUCAUGACACCUGGGGAGUUGAAGGGAUGA
Messenger RNA from Fonsecaea nubica, 3552 nucleotides. RefSeq lists its product as hypothetical. The coding region runs from base 1 to 3552 and encodes 1183 amino acids. The transcript is spliced from 3 exons. The record is from RefSeq and is a predicted model, not a curated record. Gene Ontology annotation, molecular function: ATP hydrolysis activity; protein binding; ATP binding. NCBI's taxonomy places the organism in Eukaryota, Fungi, Ascomycota, Eurotiomycetes, Chaetothyriales, Herpotrichiellaceae. Gene Ontology annotation, biological process: chromosome organization. Gene Ontology annotation, cellular component: chromosome.